Messenger RNA from Striga hermonthica, 1677 nucleotides. The record is from the annotation of a GenBank genome assembly. NCBI's taxonomy places the organism in Eukaryota, Viridiplantae, Streptophyta, Magnoliopsida, Lamiales, Orobanchaceae.
AUGGCCAUGGAUCGGUCGUCGAGCAUCACGAAGAAGACCGACGGCGACGAGCGAGAUCUGACCGCAGAAGACGUCGGCGGCGACGAGAAGAGCGCGUCGAUCGAGAGGAUAUUCGAGGGGAAGGAGGUCCCGCCGUGGCAGCGUCAGCUGACGCUGAGGGCCUUCGUCGUGAGCUUCAUCCUCGCCAUCCUCUUCACCUUCAUCGUGAUGAAGCUGAAUCUGACGACCGGGAUCAUCCCCUCCCUCAACGUCUCCGCCGGCCUCCUCGGCUUCUUCUUCGUCAAGACGUGGACCAAGUUCCUCGAGAAAUCGGGCCUUCUGAAACAGCCGUUCACGAGGCAGGAGAAUACCGUGAUUCAGACGUGCGUGGUCGCCUCCUCCGGCAUAGCCUUCAGCGGAGGUUUUGGGAGUUACCUGUUUGGCAUGAGCGAAAUUGUGGCCAAGCAGUCUACCGAAGCUAAUGACCCUCAGAAUAUUAAGGAUCCGACACUUGCAUGGAUGAUCGGUUUUCUCUUUGUCGUCAGCUUCUUGGGACUCUUCUCCGUGGUGCCCCUCCGGAAGAUAAUGAUCAUAGAUUUCAAAUUGACAUAUCCAAGUGGCACAGCAACAGCUCACUUAAUCAACAGCUUUCACACACCUCAGGGUGCCAAGCUAGCCAAGAAACAAGUUAGAGCCUUGGGUAAAUUCUUCUCCUUCAGCUUCCUGUGGGGUUUCUUCCAAUGGUUUUUCACCGCUGGAGACGACUGUGGAUUUGUCAGCUUCCCGACAUUCGGUCUUCAAGCCUAUGCUAACAAGUUUUACUUCGACUUCUCGGCCACAUAUGUCGGCGUGGGCAUGAUCUGCCCCUACAUCAUCAACGUAUCACUACUAGUUGGAGCUAUACUUUCAUGGGGUAUAAUGUGGCCCCUCAUACUGCAAAAGAAGGGCAAUUGGUACUCUGCCGAGUACUCCUCUAGCAGUCUUCACGGCUUGCAAGGCUACAAGGUCUUCAUAGCUAUAGCCAUGAUCCUAGGCGACGGCCUCUACAACUUCCUUAAAGUCCUCGGCCGCACUCUUUUCGGCCUCUACAACCAAUUACGCGACAAAAACGAUAACCUCGUUCUUCCCGUCGGUUCCGAGUCGACAACCCCCUCGGCCCCCGUGCAGUCGUACGAUGACCAGCGCCGGACCCAACUCUUUCUCAAGGACCAAAUCCCGACCUGGUUCGCCGUGGUCGGCUACGUCACCAUUGCCAUAAUAUCCACCGCCGUCCUCCCGCACAUCUUCCACCCCCUCCGCUGGUACUACAUUGUCGUAAUUUACAUUUUCGCCCCAGUGCUCGCCUUCUGCAACGCGUACGGGUGUGGGCUCACCGACUGGUCCCUGGCGGAUGUGGUUGGGCCUAGAUGGGCCCGUUUCAUUCCUCUUCCGAUGGCAAUGGCGAUCCCCUUCUAUCUUGGAGGGUACUUUGCGAUCGAUAUGUGUGUGGGGAGCUUGAUUCUGUUUGUUUGGGAGAAGCUGAACAAGGCUAAGGCAGAUGCGUUUGGGCCUGCAGUGGCUUCUGGGCUGAUCUGUGGUGAUGGGAUAUGGACUCUGCCGAGCUCGAUACUGGCGCUGGCAGGUGUGAACCCACCCAUAUGUAUGAAAUUCCUGUCGAGGGGUGCAAAUGCUAGGGUGGAUAAGCUCUUGGGUUCUUAG